Messenger RNA from Teleopsis dalmanni, 638 nucleotides. RefSeq lists its product as uncharacterized. Bases 46 to 531 code for a protein of 161 amino acids. Gene Ontology annotation, biological process: RNA catabolic process. Gene Ontology annotation, cellular component: ribonuclease H2 complex. NCBI's taxonomy places the organism in Eukaryota, Metazoa, Arthropoda, Insecta, Diptera, Diopsidae. The record is from RefSeq and is a predicted model, not a curated record. The transcript has 2 exons.
UGCUUUUGCGCUUUUUUAUUGUGUACUCGGUUUUAUUGUUUGUUGAUGUAUCGUCGGUUCUCAUACUUGUUUAUUAUGUCUAUCACAAUUGAGUUGAACAAAAAGCAAUUAGAUCAGAAAUUAAAAAUUCAUUAUUUCCCAGCAAAAAUAGAUGGUGAGGGUGAAACUAACGCAGAUGACUAUUUUAAUAAUUAUACAAAGCAUGAACAUGGGUGUCUAAGUAAUGCUUUACGCGGUUUUCCUCUACAAGGAGAAGUUUCAACAGUACCGGAUAAUUUUAAGGCAGUAGUCUUACAAGAGACAAAUAAACCGCUCGAUGAAGACGCAGAUCGAAAACUUCGUAUAACAGGUUGCUUUGAAGACUUCACCUAUUGGAAUUACGAUAAAAUUCCUACGAAAGCAGAUCCUUAUAAACAAGUUCUACAUAUACUAGAUAUAUCAUCAGAGCUUUCAAAACCUAUAUCAGAAGCCGAAGUACAAGCUGAAAUAAAAGCAAAAAAGGAAAAAAACUCUGCAAAAGAAAACUGUUAAUACAUUAUUAUAAAGUCUGAUUCGUUUUUCUUUUUCAUGUUGCAAAAAUAUUUUAACAAAUUUGAUUGUUUUUAUUAUAAAUUAUUUAUUUUCAAAUAAAUUGUACA